This is a messenger RNA of Helicoverpa armigera (cotton bollworm), 6233 nucleotides long. RefSeq lists its product as uncharacterized. Lineage: Eukaryota; Metazoa; Arthropoda; Insecta; Lepidoptera; Noctuidae. The coding region runs from base 286 to 5901 and encodes 1871 amino acids. The transcript has 7 exons. The record is from RefSeq and is a predicted model, not a curated record.
AUUGAAAAGAGGUUUAUAGCGAGUUUGGUGUCAAGCUGUCAAGUAUUAUUGCAUCGAGGCUCAACUGGCCGUCAUAACCGAUGUGAAUUUUCGAAAUUCAAAAUAAUGACGCAAAUUCUUUUCCAAUGUGUUUAUUUUGAAAAUGAUACCAAAAAUUUACAAUAAAAACGGUUUUGUCAGUUGUGUUUUUGUAGGCAUUAUUGUAUUGUAUACCGUAUAUCUUUUGAAGCAGUUGGUAAUUUUGUUCAUCGCAGCAUUAGGAUCUAAAUUUAUGUGAUAGCAGGCAUGUUAAUUAGUAAGGUAUCUGACCAUGAUGAGGGACAGGAGGAGAGUGCCGAGGUUUCUGAUGGGGAGGGGAAUUCCCACGAGUACCAGACCGCCAAUGAGCUGUUCGAGCUCAUGGCGAAGAACCAGAAUUUCGACAACAGUGAUGUCGACAAACUUACAACCAGAGACUUAGUACUUCUUUACAAGAACAUCGAUCUCGGGACGAAGCUUAUGUCGAACGCGAACGAACUGAAGCGAAGGAAACCGAACCAGCACGUGGAGACCAUCGUGUACAACGACGAGCCGGAGUCGGAGUGCUCCGACCUCAGCGACAUCUACAGCAACGAGGACCUGCACAACGUGUUCCUCAUCAACAAGGAGAGGCUCGACCUCCUCAACGCCCCCUCCUCCGUAGAGAACACCCUCUGCCACAAACUAGGCGGCCUUGACAUACAAACCUCAGACCUCACCACCCAGUACGACAAACACUUCGUUUUCAAAGACCCAUACAUCAAAGAACAACUCAAAAGCUUCAAGUUAAUGAACAACGCCUCGGAGUCGGAAGGCGCAGUUCUACCAGCCUCGCUCCUCGACUAUAUCUGUUGCAAACGUUUGGAGGAUAACUACAACUUUUAUAUGGAUAAUAUCAUUCGUUACGUCAAACAUACGAUAGAACAAUUAAAGCGUAUCAGCAAUGGAGAUUUCCUAACUGAUAGAGCUAAAGAGAAGUGGCGCGAAGUUGAGAAUACAGCGGAAGAUCAGGCUACCACUAAAGUUCUAGCAACUUCCACUAGUAUACCGUUACACGUUGAACGCAAAAUUGGUGGCAGGAAAUCUACGUGGGAUGAUAUAGUACAUUCUGCAGUGGAUAUCAGAUCAUUAUCUAAAAUUCUUGAAAAAAAAAUUGUCGUGGAAGUACCGAAACUUCUAUGUGGAUCGUAUAAACUUCUGAGUAAAUGCUGUGCAGACAAUGUUAUUAUUAGUUGCAAAAAAGAUAAGCGGCCGGUUGAAGAAACAAUGACUGCGGACUCGCGAGUUGAUGUCGUGUUUCAGUUGCAACGCUCUGAGACAGGACAGGUCAUUAGUAAGAUCAGUUCGAUCAUGAUCCUACAAACCGCACCUCUUUGCGCUGACACACUCGGACCAGAAAUAAUGCCCUUACCUUUAGCUUAUACAGAGCAGACUAACCGUAAUCGCUCUCCGGACAGGACACCCAGAAUUAUAGAAUUGGAACCCAUUUGCAUAGAAGAAACUAUACCAGAAGUGUCCGUACAGUCUGAAUGUGAAUUGAGCCCUAUUGAAUUUCCCAUUGAAAAUUUUGAUCCUUAUAAAGAUAACUCUGGAAGGAAAGGCUAUGAAUGCAGCGAUAAUGAAGGAGCCGCAUCAUUGAAGAACUCCGGGAGCUUUCAGGAAUCGAGUGACUCUAGUGACGCCUUACGUGACAUUUUGGAUAGAAAACUAAAGUAUGCCAAACAGGAAGCUUCCUCUAACAUGUUUCCUGAUGAUUUGCGCAUGACUAUACAGAAACUGACCAUGCAAGGUCCUUUGGCAGAAGAAAGUGGAGAAGACAUGUCACCGUCGACAGCUAUGAAAAAGAAAUCACUGACGCGAGUUAGAAUAAAGUCUCCUUACGAGAAUCAGUCUUACAUCAUGGAAGAAAAGAAAAGAAGGAAGCUGUUAGAGGUAAGGGAGAGGCGCGAGAGAAAGAAAAUGGCACUCACUGAAAACUGCAAGAUAAAUAAACAUCAUAAAUACGGGAAGGGAGCUAUAAUGCCACAAUCUGCAAGUUCUGUUACAAAAUUGUCGAUAUCUAAUAAGUCUUUCUAUAAUUCGAUCUACGGACAGACAACGAAUGUGGAUCCUAGCAAGCAAGCCAAAGGUAGAAACCUAAAGGGUAAACGUGAAGUUUUGGAAAUCGAUCUGGAAUGCCCUGACUGCGACCAAGAUACAGUGGUCUCGACACCUGAUAAGCCGACAGUUAAGAAUUCCAAGAAAUACAUCAACAGGAGUUAUUACUUAGACGAUGCCGACACAGAAAUGAUGUACAUAAAUAUGAAACAAAAUGAUAACGAGGCAAAAGAGCUGUGCUCUGCGUCCACUUCUGUCAUCUCUAAUGAUUUUCGUAAUAACUUAAACUUGCUUUCUCAACUAAUCGGCCCUUCUGAAACCGACCUUCAUAUUGCGAACAAUGAAACUUCUCCCGAUAGUAAACCACAAGAGUUGACUGCUGAGAGAGACGGUGAUAUUGAAAAUGGUAGUCUACCAUCUGUAUUGAUGGCUUCUAAAACCAAAGCGAAUAUAGUUCCUUCAAAUUCUCCCAAUGUUGAAGAACACCUUAGCACUGAACAAAAGAAGCUUGCCUCUUCAGUGGAAUGUAGGAAGAGUAUAGAUCAAAUUUAUGAUUUGAUGAAAAAAUUAGGAAAUACUGUGGAAAAGGAGAUUGAAAGUAAGUCUCAAAAGAAGUAUAUACCAACUGUUGAAAAGGUCGAAGAGGUUGAACGUCGUAUGAGUUCGACGUGUCAAGGCAGUGAUAGUGGUACCAGUCUUAAGCACCACUUAACAUCUUCGAAUCCCAGUUCCUUUAGCUUUGAUAAAAAUAACAUCGAAAAAACAACUCCCAACAUAAGGAAGCCUGAAAGUCCGUCCAGUGUCGUUCCGAAGGUUAUCAUCAGUUCGAAAUCAUCCGUAUCUCCCAAACCUGAUUUGGAAAAGAAUCCUAAGAAGGACCGCAGAAAACCUAACAAUCAGCACAGUCCUACACGCAGAGUUCUUCAGGACAAUCCUUUGAAAGCAAUAUCACAACUAUUACAUGAAUUCGAGCACGUCCAAAAAACAAGACACAAGCAAGGUACGGAACAAAAACCUGCUAAGAAAGCGGAAAUGCAAUCCUCCGACGGACGAGGUGGGUCGCGGCAAAGUUCUAUGAAACGGCGCUCGCGACUCGAACAACACAAUGAUGCGCAGAACGAACGACACGCUAGAGUUACUACACCCAAAGACAAAAAAGCUAAACCGUAUAACGUUAUGGAUAUAACGAAAAUUCCUUAUCAACAAAUAGCAGUAGACGAUAAACAUGCAGAUAGAAUACCUAAGAAGAAAAUAACAGAUAUAUUAGACGAAGCAAAAGAAGCGAGAGGUGAAGCAGUUCGAGGCCCUUCAAAAAAUUCUAGAUUGAAUUCGCUUGCACAGCCGAAGAGGACAUAUGUACAGGCUCAUAGCGAAGAAUAUCAAAUUAAAUACGGCAAAACUUUAAUGGCCGAUAGACUGCAAAGAUUAGCAGCCGCUCCUCCCCCCUCUCUCAUGGACAGAAAUACAGGUUCAACAAGUUCCAGGAGUAAAGCGAAACGCAAUGGUUCCGACGGUGUGUCAGCAGUUUCUAUGAAAACUCCGCCCGUGCCACCCUUAGAGCGAGCAUUUAGAGCACGUCACUCUUCGAGCAGCAGUCCCGAAGCCAGAGACAGGAUAAAUCAAGGUGUGGGGCCGUCCCAUAAACAAAAUAACGCGCCGGAAACGCCCCAAACAUUAAUGAAAAAGAUGGUGGCAGUUGAUGCGUACGUGAAAAAUCAUUAUGGACGCGCCACGUCUUCUUCAGUCGUCAGCAAUGAAACUCAGAGCGCACAGAAGUCGCGGGUCCCACUGCUGCCGAGCGACAUCGAACUGGCGUCAUCGACAUCAUCUCCGCCCAUAGAAGAGUCUACCGAGCUGGGAAGCAGACUGCAUUAUAUAAUAAAUUCGAUCAUUAAGACUACUUCACAAGGUCUGGAGGUGCUGACCGAAUGUCACGAAAGCAAUUCUAAAAUAAGCAAAGAAAACACAGAUGACUAUUCUCUCGCUGAAAAUGUAUCCAGGUCCGAACAUGCGUCUUCUGAUUCUGAUUACAACUUAGACGUAUUAGGUGACAAUAAAAUAAUAACGUCAGUCGAAAAAUUAGAAAAUGCCUCUAAAAAAAUACAGAAGCAAAACAAUGUUGGAGAGACGGACGCUACUCAACACGACUUACGACCACCUCAGUCGGAGACUGAAUUGGAAAAACUAGAAAAUGCUUUAUGUCGCCACAUCUCGGUGGGCAAUUUUCAAAAACGUUUGCGGAUCAAAAACUUGACGUUGACGCCCAAACAAUCGAUGCAGCAAUUGUUCGUGCUUCAGUCCGGGGACGCGAGCUCACUUGUAGUCAAAGCAUCAGUACCACAAAUUAAACAAACAACUGCAAAUUCUGUUACAGAUUUAACCGCUUUGCCUGUACUGUCGAAAUCAAAAAAUUUUGAUUGGAAUUUCUCUGGGUUUCCUAUGCAAAUUUCAACCGUCGGAUAUGCUUUCCCGGAUUAUAAUCAAGUCAAGUCAAGUCAGCGCAGUUCCUCUUCUCUUAUAAAAUUAUUUGAUGAGGUUUCUAAAAACUCGCAGGAGAAAAAGGGUUUACUUGAUAACGAUACUGCUCAACGAGAUAAUCCAUGUGUCAUAGUAACACAGCCUCAAAUGAAUUUCGAAGAAGCUGCUCAAGAUGACGUUCAGGUCACCAAAUUAAAAGCUGCAGAGACAACCGACACUCAUGUAGAGGAUUCUAAUGUGAAUGAAGAAAAAAAGCAGAACGAUGAAAAUAACAUAGAACCAGCGCAUACUAUCAUAAUAGAUUGCAGUGAACCAAAAAAAGCGAAAUAUACAACAAUUAGUGAUAACCAGGAAGGAAACCACUUGAUAGUUGAUAAUAAGGAAAAAGGUUCGACGUUAGCAAACUCCGAAAGUAUUGAAUACACGACGUCUCUAGACAUACUAGUCGGGCUUUUAAACGAAAUCCAAAAGAUCACAACAUGUCAAACUCAAAUAACUAACGACGAUAAAAGCCAGAACGAGUUUCAACAAAACAAAGAACUCCAAACGAUUUUAAAUAACGCAUCUAUUAUGGACAAUUCUUUGAAAAGCAGUCCUUGUGACUUAAUUUCUUUCACGUCCCUCGACAGACUUCGACAAUUGGAGUCUAACCCGAGUCUUUACUCGUUCUACUUAUCCGAUAAUGAAGGAUAUGACAGAACCCCCAGUACAUUUAAUUUAUCUUCGGAAAUAAUCCCACUCAAUACCAAAGAAAUGUUGACGUCCAAACCGAUUUUAGCUGAUAAGGAAGUUGGUGUAGAUUUCAUAGACAGGCAACUUGUGAAUAAAUUUACUGAUGUUCCCUCACAACUGUUCCCGGGUGCCAAGAACCACAGCACCAACGUGACCAAGUCACUGAUCGGAGUGCUCAACGAACCCUCCGCACAGUCAGUAUUCUCUUUCGCUGAAUACCACUCGUUAUAUUCAAACUCUUCAACCCUGGCUCCUAAUCACACAGGGGAAGCACCACAAAUUAUUAUAACCAGAGAAUCCAACCAAUCUAUAGCUUUCAUCGAAAUUGGCAACCAAACAAAUAAUGCGACUAUUGAAUUUCCAAAUGAAACCAAGAUUUGUAACACAAAGAUAGAAACGCUCGCAAAAAAUGGGAUUAAAAAAAAGUUUAAGACAACUAAAGAAAGAUAUCGGCUAAAGACGGAGUUCGAUCCGAUUAUGAAAAUGAAAAGGGAUAUUUUGGUAACGGUGUACUCAAUUUUGGUGUUCACUGUAUUCGCUGCUUUGUCGUUUCCUGAAAUAUUGUAUCGUGUUUGAGUCCAUUUUGGCCAUAUGUAAAAAACUUGCCGCUUCAUUAUUAGUACUGUCACUAGUAAGUUUAAUAUUCGUAUUGUUCUUUGAACAAAAAAACAAUUAUUGUAUUGUUCUAGCUAAAGUUCAUGUAUUUAUUUAUUUAUAAAAGUAAGAUAUUAUGUUUAUUGCGGUAAUUUUAUACAUAUGGCCAAUGCUUCAUUCCAGAAUUUUAAUUGGUUCAAGGCCAUUCCCUUAAUUUGUUAACUAUUAUAUUUGUUGUAUUUGUAAAAUUUGUUGUUUUAUAAAAUUUAUUUGGUAUUGUUUAUUUAUUUAAAUAUAUAAGUUCUAAAAAUAUA